Messenger RNA from Triticum dicoccoides, 1478 nucleotides. RefSeq names its product probable cinnamyl alcohol dehydrogenase 5. The transcript is spliced from 4 exons. NCBI's taxonomy places the organism in Eukaryota, Viridiplantae, Streptophyta, Magnoliopsida, Poales, Poaceae. Bases 107 to 1237 code for a protein of 376 amino acids. Gene Ontology annotation, molecular function: zinc ion binding; oxidoreductase activity, acting on the CH-OH group of donors, NAD or NADP as acceptor. The record is from RefSeq and is a predicted model, not a curated record.
UCUAACCGCCUCACACACAGAGAAAAGGCAAAAGGAAACAAAAACCUCCUAGAAGCCCCUCCCGACCGAGUUACUCCAGAGAUUUCCGGCGGAACCUCGCGUCAGGAUGGCACCCACGGCGACGGCGACGGCGGCGGCGGCGGAUCAGAGCCAGCAGCACACCAAGAAGGCGGUGGGCCUGGCGGCGCUCGACGCCUCCGGCCACCUCUCCCCGCUCGCCAUCACCCGAAGGAGCACCGGAGAUGACGAUGUCGUGAUAAAGAUUCUUUACUGCGGGAUCUGCCACUCUGACCUGCACAGCAUCAAGAACGACUGGAAGAACGCCAAGUACCCCAUGAUCCCUGGGCACGAGAUCGCCGGCGAGGUCACCGAGGUCGGCAAGAACGUGACCAAGUUCAAGGCCGGCGACCGCGUCGGCGUCGGGUGCAUGGUGAACUCGUGCCAGUCCUGCGAGAGCUGCGACAAGGGCUUCGAGAACCACUGCCCGGGCAUGAUCUUCACCUACAACUCGGUCGACCGUGACGGCACCGUCACGUACGGCGGCUACUCCAGCAUGGUGGUGGUGCACGAGCGCUUUGUGGUCCGGUUCUCUGACGCCAUGCCGCUGGACAAGGGCGCACCCCUGCUGUGCGCCGGCAUCACCGUGUACAGCCCCAUGAAGUACCACGGGCUCAACGUUCCCGGUAUGCACCUCGGUGUGCUGGGACUGGGCGGGCUGGGCCACGUCGCCGUCAAGUUCGGCAAGGCCUUCGGGAUGAAGGUGACGGUGAUCAGCUCGUCGCCGGGGAAGAAGCAGGAGGCCCUCGAAAGGCUAGGCGCCGACGCGUUCGUUGUCAGCAAGGACGCCGACGAGAUGAAGGCUGCGAUGAGCACCAUGGAUGGCAUCAUAAACACGGUCUCUGCAAACAUCCCCAUGGCCCCUCUCUUUGGGCUACUCAAGCCCAACGGCAAGAUGAUCAUGGUCGGCCUCCCAGAGAAGCCUAUUGAGGUCCCUCCAUUUGCUCUGGUUGCCAGGAACAAGACCCUGGCCGGGAGCUGCAUCGGCGGCAUGAGGGACACCCAGGAGAUGCUGGACCUCGCGGCGAAGCACGGCGUGACGGCAGACAUCGAGGUGAUCGACGCGGAGUACGUGAACACGGCCAUGGAGCGCCUUGCCAAGGCCGACGUCAGGUAUCGAUUCGUCAUCGACAUCGCCAACACCCUCGACAAGGCCGCCGCCGCCGCCGCAACCGAGUGACCGCCGAUGUAACUCUCAGCACUGCUCACGGUCUACGUUGGUCUCUGGUUCUCUGCUAUUAUCACAUACUUUAUCUCUAGUAGUAACAAUGAACAGUCUAAAAUUAUUGUCAGUGAUGUCAUGGUGCGAUGUUGUUCGUGAGAAAAGUGCGUUGGAUGAUGGAUGACAAGGUUGGCUUCUUGCCGGGAUAAUGGAGUACGUACCUGCUUAGCUUCUCCCUGCUAUGCAGUUAUUGCGUGCA